Molecule: messenger RNA, 2523 nt
Organism: Nematolebias whitei (Rio pearlfish)
Lineage: Eukaryota; Metazoa; Chordata; Actinopteri; Cyprinodontiformes; Rivulidae
Gene: dld
Product: deltaD
Exons: 12
Coding region: 1-2421 (806 amino acids)
Biological process (GO): establishment or maintenance of epithelial cell apical/basal polarity; multicellular organism development; cell communication
Cellular component (GO): protein-containing complex; plasma membrane
Molecular function (GO): calcium ion binding
Source: RefSeq, a predicted model, not a curated record
AUGGGACGCCCGUGUCUGCUCUUGGUUGUCAUUCUGUCUUUACUCACCUGCCAGGUUUUGUGCUCUGGCGUGUUUGAGCUGAAGCUGCAGGAGUUUCUCAACAAGAAGGGGAUAGAGGGGAACGCCAACUGUUGCCCAGGAGGCUCUGCGCAUCCACAGGGUCACCAGCAGUGCGAGUGUAAAACCUUCUUUCGGAUCUGCCUGAAACAUUACCAGGCCAGCGUCUCCCCCGAACCCCCCUGCACCUACGGCGGGGCUGUGACUCCAGUCCUCGGCUCCAACUCCUUCCAGGUGCCGGAGACCAACGCGGACAGUUUCACCAACCCGAUCCGCUUUUCUUUCAGCUUCACGUGGCCAGGGACGUUUUCACUGAUCAUUGAAGCUCUGCACACCGACUCCCUGGACGACCUGACAACAGACAACCCGGAGCGUUUGAUCAGCAGGAUUACAACUCAGCGUCAUCUCACUGUGGGAGAAGAAUGGACCAAGGACAUGCAAACAGCUGGCAGGACAGAGCUACGAUUCUCUUACCGCUUCCUAUGUGAUGAGCACUAUUAUGGAGACGGAUGCUCCGUCUUCUGUCGACCCAGAGAUGAUGCGUUUGGACAUUUCACCUGUGGAGAGCGUGGAGAGAUCAUAUGCAACUCUGGCUGGAAGGGGCAGUACUGCACUGAGCCAAUCUGCCUUCCUGGAUGUGAUGAAGAGCACGGCUUCUGUGAUAAACCAGGAGAGUGCAAGUGUCGUGUGGGCUUCAGUGGGCGUUACUGUGAUGACUGCAUUCGUUACCCAGGCUGCCUCCACGGCACCUGCCAACAGCCUUGGCAGUGCAACUGUCAGGAGGGGUGGGGGGGCCUCUUCUGCAAUCAAGAUCUGAACUACUGCACACAUCAUAAGCCCUGUCUUAAUGGAGCCACCUGCACCAACACUGGCCAGGGGAGUUACACUUGCUCCUGCCCACCUGGAUACACAGGUGCUAAUUGUGAAAUCCAAGUCAACGAAUGUUCUGGAAAUCCAUGUCGCAACGGAGGAAGCUGCAUUGAUGGCAACAAUGGCUACAAGUGCACCUGCCCACCUGGUUUCUAUGGCAACAACUGUGAGUUAAGUGCCAAUACAUGUGCAGAUGGGCCUUGUCUCAACAGUGGGCGUUGCCUGGAUAACCCUGAAGGUGGCUACUUUUGUCAAUGCACAAUGGGAUAUGCUGGUUUCAAUUGUGAGAAGAAAAUUGACCACUGCACUUCAAAUCCAUGUUUGAAUGGUGCAGAGUGUGUUGAUCUGGUGAACUCCUACCUCUGUGAGUGCGCUGAAGGAUUUUCCGGUCCUAACUGUGAGGUCACCAGUGGUUUUUAUAGAUACUGUCAGUCUUUCCCUUGUCACAAUGGUGGGACAUGUCAGGAGGAAGGGAAUGGCUACACGUGUACUUGUCCCCCAGGUUAUACUGGCAAAAACUGCAGUACCCCCAUCUCUCGCUGCCACCACAACCCCUGCCACAAUGGUGCCACAUGUCACGAACGUGGCAGCCGCUACAUAUGCGCCUGUGUGCCUGGCUAUGGAGGUCAUAACUGCCAGUUUCUCUUACCAGAGAUCCCCCGGGGUUCUCAACCAGUUGUGGAUGGACCAGAUCGACGAUUUAUGUCAUUAGAAAAUGAAAAUGCUGAAGACAACCAGGAUGAUGACAACGGAUUUCCUUGGACAGCUGUUUGCGCUGGCGUUUUCCUCGCACUUGUGAUUUUGAUCAGCUGCUCUGUGCUGGUUGUCUAUGUUCGAGUGAAACUGCAAGACCGACACAGUCACCACAGCGAAAGUGUUCACAGCGACAGCCAAGAAACUAUGAAUAACCUCACAACCAACAACUGUCUCAGAAAUGACAAAGAUCUUGGUAGUAUGAUGACAACGUCAAUUAAAAACACCAACAAAAAGGCAGAUUACCAUUCAGAACUUACUGGGUCACUUGGUGGUCUGAGUGGAAUUGCCAGCCUCAACGGAUCAGAAAAGAAUGGCUUUAAGUCUCGUUAUUCCAGUGUUGAGUACAACCUAGUUCAUGAGCUCCGGCCUGAGGAGUUAUCCCCAUGUACAGAAGAGGAGCAUCAUGAGUUGGAGGCCAAAUGUGAAGUACUGGAUGAGUCCAGCACAGAAGAAGGGUUCAGGAAGAGACAAAACAGUGAUGCAUCAGAACAAACGCCAUCAGCAGAGUCACUAAGCUGCAGCGAAGCAAAAUAUCAGUCGUCCACUGAGAUAAACACUCCAGCAGCUUGUGAUUCUCAGUACCAGCCAAAUUGUGAAGUUAAAUUUCAGUCAAGCACUGAUGGUGAAUACCACAGUCCGAAUGACACCCGGUACCCAUGUACCACUGACACCAAAUACCAGUCCGUCUACGUCAUUUCAGACCAGAAAGAUGAAUGCAUCAUCGCCACAGAGGUAUGAUGGCAGUUUCAUGUGGCUGAUGGCGGUCCACACACACCAACCCUGAGCAGUAGAGCUCAGUUUGUUUCUGGGAGGUUUUACUCCUGCUGUUUGCUGCUCUUC